Molecule: messenger RNA, 2655 nt
Organism: Ziziphus jujuba (common jujube)
Lineage: Eukaryota; Viridiplantae; Streptophyta; Magnoliopsida; Rosales; Rhamnaceae
Exons: 18
Coding region: 391-2295 (634 amino acids)
Cellular component (GO): mitochondrion
Molecular function (GO): oxidoreductase activity; zinc ion binding
Source: RefSeq, a predicted model, not a curated record
CUCUGUACCGUACCUAAAAGACUAGCGCCAUUUUGUAUAUAUUUAAAAUUUUUCUUUUCAAAAAAAACUUGAUUUUCCAUUUUUGUUAGAUGCUAUAUUGGAUUGGAUAAGAAGGAAAAAAGGAAAAAGUAAAACCAUACCCACGCUCUUCACUACGCGCUCUAGUUUUCGGGUUUUUUCCUCAAAAACUUUCUGAUAAAACUCACAUCACAGAGGCCGGCUUGUUGCUCGUUUGGAUUAUUUUAGAACAGAAAAGUCAGAAAAACGACAGCGACGCGAUCGUCUACGACAUAAAUAGAUCACUGUCAUUUCCAAAUACCAUCAUACAACGAUUGUGUUUCUCUUUCACACCAAUCUAUCACCUAAGCCCAAAAAAAAAAAAAAAAAAAAAUGGAGCUUAAACCGGGUUUAUCAGCUCUAGUCACCGGUGGAGCCUCUGGAAUCGGAAAAGCUCUGAGCUUGGCUUUUGGAGGGAAGGGGAUAUUUGUAACCGUGGUUGAUUUCUCCGAGGAAAAGGGAAGGGAAGUGGUAUCCCUUGUUGAAAAAGAGAAUGCCAAGUUCCAUUCCAACUUGGGUUUUCCUUCUUCUAUAUUCAUCAAAUGCGAUGUCUCUAAUUCUGGAGAAAUAAGAGCUGCAUUUGAGAAGCAUGUAGCAACAUAUGGAGGGUUGGAUAUCUGUGUUAACAGUGCUGGGAUUGGUAAUCCUAUACCAUUCCAUCGGGAUGAAACCGAUGGCACUCCCUCAUGGAGGCGCACUGUUAAUGUGAACCUCAUUGCUGUUAUCGAUUGCACCCGCCUUGCGAUUAAAGCCAUGGAAGAAGCUAAAAAGCCUGGUGUAAUUAUCAAUAUGGGGUCUGCUUCUGGACUAUAUCCGCUUUACACUGACCCAAUCUAUACUGCCUCAAAAGGUGGUGUUGUUAUGUUUACUAGAUCGCUUGUUCGUUACAAGCAUCAAGGAAUUCGCAUCAAUGUGUUGUGCCCUGAAUUUGUUGGAACUGAUAUGGGCUCCAAGGUGGGCACUAAAUUUGUUGAUUUGAUGGGGGGGUUUGUACCCAUGGAAACAGUGGUGAAAGGGGCUUUUGAGCUUAUUACCGAUGAGAGUAAAGCUGGUUCCUGUCUAUGGAUUACUAAUCGCAGAGGCAUGGAGUAUUGGCCAACUCCAGUGGAAGAAGCGAAAUACUUGAUCCGCUCCUCAAAAUCCGCAAAGAAUAUAUCAUCACAAGCUCCUCUGAAUUUUCAACUACCUCGAAGUUUUGAGAAAGUAGUUGUUCACACCCUGACUCACAAUUUCCGAAAGGCUACCCGCAUAGUGCGCACCCCAUUGAGAUUGCCCAUUCCACCACAUCAUGUUUUGGUGAAAGUCAUUUAUGCUGGUGUAAAUGCUAGUGAUGUAAAUUUCAGUUCAGGACGUUAUUUCAGUGGGAACAAUAAAGACCUUGGUUCCCUUCUUCCAUUUGAUGCCGGCUUUGAGGCUGUGGGGAUAAUUGCGGCGGUGGGGGAUUCUGUCACUAACUUGAAAAUUGGUUCUCCUGCUGCUCUUAUGACUUAUGGAAGUUAUGCUGAAUUCACAAUGGUUCCUUCAAAACAUGUACUUCCUGUGGCAAGGCCAGAUCCGGAAGUUGUCGCCAUGCUUACCUCAGGACUAACAGCAUCAAUUGCUUUAGAGAAGGCAGGACAAAUGGAAUCUGGAAAAGUAGUUCUGGUUACUGCUGCUGCCGGAGGGACUGGGCAAUUUGCAGUCCAGCUUGCAAAAUUAGCUGGAAAUAAAGUGGUUGCAACCUGUGGAGGUGAGGAAAAGGCUAAGCUUUUGAAAAAUUUGGGAGUUGAUAGAGUCAUAGACUACAGAGCUGAGGACAUGAAAACUGUUCUAAAGAAAGAGUUCCCUAAGGGUGUUGACAUCAUCUAUGAGUCUGUUGGUGGUCCCAUGUUUGAUUUGUGCCUGAAUGCUUUGGCAGUCUAUGGACGACUCAUUGUGAUUGGAAUGAUUUCUCAGUAUCAAGGGGAGCAUGGAUGGAAGCCAUCAAAUUAUACUGGACUAUGUGAGAAGAUUUUAGCAAAAAGCCAAACUGUGGCUGGGUUUUUCCUAAUACAGUAUGCUCACUUGUGGCAACAACAUUUGGACCAACUAUUUAAUCUUUUCUCUUUGGGAAAAUUAAAGGUUGCUUUAGACCCGAAACAAUUUCUGGGUAUUCAUUCAGUUGCUGAUGCUGUUGAGUAUCUCCAUUCUGGUAGAAGUGUUGGGAAGGUUGUUGUUUGUAUUGAUCCAACCUUCAGUCAAAAAACAGCAAAGCUAUGAGAUAACGUUUGCUGACCAACCCACCCGGACAUAAUUCAUGAGAUCUUUUAACAAUAUGCGAGUCAGACUGGUAAAUGGCAUUGCAGAACAUUACAAAUGCUUGCAGCUCUUAUUUUAAACAAACAGGACCACAGUGGAAUUCUUUUGGUUGUUGCAGAUGAUAGUUUCUCUAGUUGAAUUAGUUAAUUUGUUUGGCCAAAAAAGAUGGAUGUUUAUAGAUACAAGAAAAAUAGUUAUGCAAGUUUUAAGCUACAUUUUAUAUCUCCAUUUCUGUUCUAUAUGCCCUGUAUGAGCUUCUAUCAGACAGAAGUUUUACCUGUCUUACAUACCAAGGAAUAAAAAUAAUAAGGGGUUUGUCUA